AUGACCAUGGCCGCCCCUGUCCCGCCUGUCCUCAAGCGGCGGGGCAAGCAGGACGAAGAGGAGGAAUGGAUGGGGUACCUGGCUCCGGAGAAGCUGGAAGUGCUGGCGCACCUGGAGCCGUGGGCGGAGGCGCACGUGCUGCCGCUGCUGAAGCCGGCAGAGGAAGCGUGGCAGCCGUCGGACCUUCUCCCGGACCCGGCGGCGCUGGGAGACGAGGGCUUCCACGCGGCGUGCCGCGAGCUCCGCGCGCGGGCGGCCGGCGUGCCCGACGCGCACCUCGUCUGCCUGGUGGGCAACAUGAUCACGGAGGAGGCCCUGCCCACGUACCAGAGCGUGCCCAACCGCUUCGAGGCCGUGCGCGACCUCACGGGCGCCGACGCCACCGCCUGGGCGCGCUGGAUCCGCGGCUGGUCCGCCGAGGAGAACCGCCACGGCGACGCGCUCAGCCGCUACAUGUACCUCUCCGGCCGCGUCGACAUGCGCCAGGUCGACCGCACCGUGCACCUCCUCAUCGCCUCCGGGAUGGCCAUGAACGCCGCCAGGAGCCCCUACCACGGCUUCAUCUACGUCGCCUUCCAGGAGCGCGCCACGGCGAUCUCGCACGGCAACACGGCGCGCCACGUCGGCGCGCACGGCGACCACGUCCUCGCGCGCGUCUGCGGCGCCAUCAUGGCCGACGAGAAGCGGCACGAGGCGGCCUACACGCGCAUCGUCGGCAAGCUCUUCGAGGUCGACCCGGACGCGGCCGUGCGCGCGCUGGGCUACAUGAUGCGCCGCCGGAUCACCAUGCCGGCCGCGCUCAUGACCGACGGCCAAGACGCCGACCUCUACGCGCACUACGCCGCCGCCGCGCAACAGACCGGCGUGUACACGGCCUCCGACUACCGCGGCAUCCUGGAGCACCUCAUACGGCAGUGGCGCGUGGAGGACCUCGCGGCGGGGCUCUCCGGCGAGGGGAGGCGCGCGCGGGACUACGUGUGCGGGCUGCCGCGCAAGAUCCGGAGGAUGGAGGAGAAGGCCCAUGAUAGGGCGGCCCAGGCCCAGAAGAAGCCCACGUCUGUCCCGUUUAGCUGGAUCUUCGAUAGGCCCGUCAGUGUCGUGAUCCCGUAA
This is a messenger RNA of Miscanthus lutarioriparius, 1110 nucleotides long. The record is from the annotation of a GenBank genome assembly. Lineage: Eukaryota; Viridiplantae; Streptophyta; Magnoliopsida; Poales; Poaceae.